AGUUCCAUGCCGGUGGAUAACAGGAACCGCAGUGAAGAAAUGGUGACACGCUGCAUCAUCGAGGUCCUCUCAAAUGCCCUGUCCAAGUCCAAUGCCCCACCUAUCACCCCCGAGUGCCGACAAGUCCUGAAGAAAAGUGGAAAAGAGCUCAGAGACAAAGAGGAAAGUGAAAACGAAAACACAAAGUUUGAAGUAAGAUUGUUAAGAGACCCAGUUGAUGCCUUGGCUGCCCACAAGCCCCCCAGCAGCGAGGAAGCAGGAGCCCCAGGGGAGGAGAACGUCCAGGGCCUGACAUUGGUGGACACAGAGAAAGGGGCAGAGGGAGGCGGGCACAGCCGAGAGGGAGCAGGGGAGCCACAGGGGAGCCUUCACCCCUCUGACGGCCAAGUCUCCGAAGAAACAAAGACACACCCUUCUGAGGAGAGCAACAGGGAAGAAGUGGAGAGAGAGAAGUAUGAGAAAGUGGAGCAUGGGGAAGAGGGCAGUGAUGAGAAACAUCUCGAGGAGCCAGGAGAAACACAGAAUGCUUUUCUCAACAAAAGAAACCAGGCUUUGGCGACGAAAAAAGAGGAAUUAGCGGCCAGAUCUGAUCCACGCUCUACUGGGCAUUCUGAGAAGACACACAGCCGGGAAAAGAGCAGCCAGGAGAGUGGAGAGGAGACAGGGAGUCAGGAAAAUCUCCCCCAAGAGUCCAAGAGCCAACCCCAAAGCCAGGAAGAAUCUGAGGAAAGUGAGGAGGACGUUCCGUCCGAGGUGGCCAAACGACGCACGAGGCCCAGACACCACCAUGGGAGAAGCAGGCCUGACAGGGCUCCUCAAGCAGGGAGUCCUCCCUCCAAGGAAAGGGGACACCCCUUUGAGGAAUCUGAGAAGUCAGGUCUGGGCACUGCCAGUUUAGGGGAAAAGAGGGACCAGCAUUCAAGCCAGUACAAGGCUUCAGAGGAAGAACCUGCAUAUGGGGAGGCAGAGAGAAGUUAUCCAGGUGUCCAGGCCCCAGAGCAACUGGAGGGGGAACGACAUGGGGGCAGAGGGAGUGAAGAGUACAGGGAUCCAAGGCCUCAUGGUGAGGAGAGUUGGGACAAGGAGGACAAGAGAGACCAUCCCAGCUCAGAGCUUGACAAUAUGGCGCACAAAUACAAUGAAGAAAUGGAGGAAGGGCAGGGCCGUGAGGGGGAGAAGGGACGUCCUCACAGAGGCAGGGGUGGGGAGCCAGGUGCCUAUUCCAUGCCUGAAACCAGAGAAGAGAAAAGGUUCUUAGGUGAGGGUUACCGUCGUGCUCAAGAAAGCCAGCUGGACAAGGCCCGGAGGCGCCCACAAGAUGAGUGGAAAGAGCUGGACAGACAUUACCUCAACUACGGUGAGGAAGGGGCCCAAGGGAGAUGGCAGCAGGAAGACCUGCAAGACGCUGAAGAAAACAGGGAGGAAGCCAGGCUUCAAGACAGGCAGUACGCCCCCCGUCACAACGCUGAAAAGAGGAAGCGAUUAGGGGAGCUGCUCAACCCGUACUACGACCCUGUCCAGUGGAAGGGCAGCCAUUUUGAGAGAAAAGACAACCUGGGUGACAAUUUUCUUGAAGAUGAAGAGGAAAAUGGGCAGACCUUGAAUGAGAAAAAUUUCUUCCCGGAAUACAACUACGACUGGUGGGAGAAAAAGCCUUUCUCGGAGGAUGUGAAUUGGGGCUACCAGAAGAGAAACCUUGCCAGGACCCCCAAGCUGGAUCUGAAAAGACAGUACGACCGAGUGGCUGAACUGGACCAGCUCCUUCACUACAGGAAGAAAGCAGCUGAAUUCCCAGAUUUCUAUGAUUCUGAGGAGCCGAUGAACCUACACCAUGAGGCAGAAAAUGAAAAGGACAGGGCUGACCAGAGAGUUCUGACAGAGGAAGAGGAAAAAGAACUUGAGAACUUGGCUGCAAUGGAUUUGGAGCUACAGAAAAUAGCUGAGAAGUUCAGCAAAAGAGGCUAAUGGUUGUUGGAGCAAUGGGCAGUGUUAAGAAGCAGCCCUCACAUCGUGUAUUUUCUAGCACUUCACUGAGAGGCACCAUUUAUUUACCCAAAGGCAGAGAGUAGAACUCAUUAUUCACUAAAUGUUUGACACAAUUGGAAAUGUCUUUAUUUUUUGCCAGAAUGCUAUUGAAAAAAUGAAUAGCACGACUUGUAGUAUAUUCUUUCUUGCAAAAUAGACAUAUUAACAUGCUUGUGACAAUGACUGUGCUACUGUCUUUGAAAAAAAAUGUUUGUCUCAAUUUGAAAUAAUAAAAGAUUCACCUGAGACCAAAA
Molecule: messenger RNA, 2279 nt
Organism: Otolemur garnettii (small-eared galago)
Lineage: Eukaryota; Metazoa; Chordata; Mammalia; Primates; Galagidae
Gene: CHGB
Product: chromogranin B
Exons: 4
Coding region: 7-1965 (652 amino acids)
Cellular component (GO): secretory granule
Source: RefSeq, a predicted model, not a curated record